AUGGACGGCGGCUACAAUAAUUACAACUCAUAUGGCGGAGGCGGCGGCGGUGCUGGCGGCGGCUUUAUGCCUGGCGAAAUGAAUAGUCCCUCCGGUGGAAAGGGUGGCGAUCGCGAUAACAAAACACUUCGUCCCGUGACGGUCAAGCAAAUCGUUGAUGCAUCUCAACCUUUUCCCGAGGCCAACUAUCAAAUCGACGGCGCCGAUGUAGCCAGCGUUCUCUUCAUCGGCCAAGUCCGCAAUAUCAGCACUCAAAGCACCAAUGUCACAUAUAAGAUCGACGAUGGCACGGGGGAAAUCGAGGUCAAGAAGUGGGUCGAUUCCGGAAAUGCAGACAGCAUGGAAACAGACGAAGGCAAGGGCCCGGGGAGCGGCAAGAACGAGAUCCAGCUCAACGGCUAUGCUCGGGUGUCCGGCGCUGUGAAGUCGUUUGGAAACAAGCGAUACGUGGGCGCACAUAAUGUGCUUCCCGUGACAGAUAUCAAUGAACUACACUGUCAUAUUCUCGAGGCAACGGUAGUCCAUUUGUUCUUCACUCGUGGGCCUCCUGGUGGGGCGAAUACGGGCACGAAGAACACUGCGGCAGCCGGGGGGGAUGCAAUGAUGGGAGGCGCGGAAGACUAUGGUGCGGGCCAGAACCGGGCGUUGAUGUCCAUGUCACCGUUGGCCAAGAAGGUCUAUCAGGUGCUAAGGACCGAGCCCCAAGAUGACACUGGCUUGCACGUGCAGCAAAUCGCUGCAAAGAUGAAUGUUCCCGCCACGGAUGUCGCUCGCGCUGGUGAGGAGCUUCUCGGGGCCGGUGUGAUCUUCUCGACGUCGGAUGAACAGACCUGGGCCAUCCUCGAGUAUUAG
Messenger RNA from Penicillium oxalicum, 852 nucleotides. RefSeq lists its product as uncharacterized. The transcript has 3 exons. Gene Ontology annotation, biological process: DNA replication; double-strand break repair via homologous recombination; nucleotide-excision repair. The record is from RefSeq and is a predicted model, not a curated record. The coding region runs from base 1 to 852 and encodes 283 amino acids. Lineage: Eukaryota; Fungi; Ascomycota; Eurotiomycetes; Eurotiales; Aspergillaceae. Gene Ontology annotation, molecular function: DNA binding. Gene Ontology annotation, cellular component: nucleus; site of double-strand break; chromosome, telomeric region.